AUGUGGAAGCGGCUGCGUGGGAAGGAGACGCAGAUCAGUAACCCUACACUGAUUGACACGACCUACGAUGGGAACACCUUCGAUCGACUCUACAAUGUCUCCGAUCUGAGCCCAACCAGUCCAUCAAACACCGUACGACCCCUCCCUUCCAACCUCAAUGCCGACGCCAUCCGUACACCUCAGCCAAGAAAGCUAUACACAUCAAUCGCGCCGUUGGUUGAUAGCCAUGCCCAGCGAGCCUCAGAAGCUCCGUCAUCAGUCUAUUCUGAAGAUGCCCGAGAUUUGCCGUACCAACAAAAGUACAAUAACCCAAGACAUGGUCAGACAGGAUAUUUUCACGAGGAAAUCUCCCCCCCAGCCUCGCCGGAUCUUUCACCUAACCUAGCAUAUCAACGCCGAUCAGUCUCCCCUGUGGAUCAUUCAACACCCGACCGUCAAGGACUGCCUUCGCGAUCCCCUCAAAGCCAAAUACCAGUCAUGAAGAGAUCCCCCGGGGGGCCAGGUGUCGAUGCCGGCCGAGACGGCCGGACUGCAUCCGGCAGUACUACGAAAUGGGAUACAUACUCGGGGGAACCGACGACAAGCGAGAAAGGCCGUCCUGGAUCCUUUCGCCCAGGCGAUGUUAUCGACGCCGAUAGUGAGGUUCCAUCGAAGCUUCAACAUCCGGCUUUCUCGCAGCACGACACCGAUGAACGAAGUAAAAUCCAAGCGUUUUCCCAACGUGCUGCACGGCUCACGAACCGGGAUCAAAAGAAAUCCAUCGAGACACAACCCCGGAAGCCGUGGAAGGGCGCAAGCGGUCGCCAACCAAUCGUGCCUCCCCCUUCGGACCAGAUAGAACCACGCGAGCAUCCCAUCCCGAUUCCGCCGCGAAGCAGUAAACGACCAGGACCGCCAUCGAGAGCGGGUGAUGGCUCGCCCAUGUCAAAUAUGCGCAUGGCACCUUCGAACGAGGCACUUGGCGUUUCAGCCGUACGACCGGCUCGGUCCGAUAGCUAUGGAACCAAUAUUAAAGGCGCUGGGGGGAGGGAUAGUCCUCAGGUAACGGCGCAAACAAACUCGUCAGCAAACACGAUCAUUCCUGCAAGUCCAUCGCCACAGGUACGGGGAGGCCCCGCAGCGCCACGAGAAUUGGAGCCGAAUAAUCGUCGUCAAGCUCACCAGCGGAAACCGUCUGACAAACGGAUACCUCGCAAGUCGAUCGACACGACUGCCAGCGCCGCUGAUCCCAACGACCCAACUAGCCGGUUCAGUUGGACAACGUACGCCACCAACACGACCUAUCAGAAUUCUCCGCCCCCUUCUCCACCUCCGCCGAUUCCAGCCGCAUUCGCAAACGGAGGUGGCAUGCUGAACCGUGGUCGACCAAUUCCGGUUGAUAAGGAAGAAGGUGCACCAUAUGCGGACGCCCCUUCACAGCCUCAUAAGAUAUCUCCUGUCCAACGCACCCGAGAGGACAAAGAGAACGAGCCGGCGUCUUCCACCCGAAAGCCAAUUCAAUACGCGCAGAUCAACACGAGAGUCGUCGGUAUCUCUGACCCCUCAUCCAACACUUUCCGUGAUGGAUCUCGAUCAGUCACUCCCACCACCGGUAGUGGAAUGUCUUCUACCCGUCAAGGUGGUGGGAAGGCCCUCCCCGCUCCCCCUCCAGACCCGACCCAAGAUCCCAAUGACCACAUUGCCGCUCUGCAAUCGAGGCUCGACGACCUCUCCCACCAACGCGUCAAUAUUGCGAAAGCAGAGCAGUCAAUUCGUGCGCAGCAGCCACAAAACCCACUGAUCACGGAUCUGAAGGCGAUGAGGGAGUUUGAGCGGAAGCUGGAGGCACUGCGCGAGGAGCUGUCGGAGGUGAAGAGGGAGGAACACGAGAUUGGGUUAAAAGUGCAUCGGGCAUGGAAGAAGAGGGAGAAGGAAGAAGGAGGCUGGGAUGGUGGACUUUGGGUGAGGCGCGUCACUGGAUGA
Messenger RNA from Eremomyces bilateralis CBS 781.70, 1962 nucleotides. RefSeq lists its product as uncharacterized. The transcript has 2 exons. Bases 1 to 1962 code for a protein of 653 amino acids. Lineage: Eukaryota; Fungi; Ascomycota; Dothideomycetes; Eremomycetales; Eremomycetaceae. The record is from RefSeq and is a predicted model, not a curated record.